Messenger RNA from Fonsecaea nubica, 864 nucleotides. RefSeq lists its product as hypothetical. The record is from RefSeq and is a predicted model, not a curated record. Bases 1 to 864 code for a protein of 287 amino acids. The transcript has a single exon. Lineage: Eukaryota; Fungi; Ascomycota; Eurotiomycetes; Chaetothyriales; Herpotrichiellaceae.
AUGUUGGACUCUCAUCUCUCUACAACACGGUUUCGCAAGGCUCAAAAUCUUGAACUGGAACCGAUCUCGUCGCCCACAGCAUUUCCCUACGAGAUCGAUCCGGGGCAUUGUUUUUCCGAAUCUACCCUCAGGCACUCUCCCCUCAAGCGAAGUGAUUCCGGAUUUUUUGAAGGAACCUGUCAGGUUGAAGAGAAAUCAAACUUGUUGGCAUGUGUCAAGGAUAAUAAGAGCCACAAACCUCGUGCCUCAACCCCAAAGUCUCACCCUGGCCAGUCCCCUAUACCACAACGAUUACGGGAAGUCAUCCGACAAGACCUCUGGAACCCCAACACUGUCUGCACGGUGCACCAUGGCUAUCGUCAUCCAGAUGUUUCUAAUGAUAAACGAAUCGCCGCGCUCUGCUCACUUGCGGCGAACUCUAGUCAAAACGUGGAGGUUGUCAAAUUCACAAGGGCAAUUUCUGGGAGCGGAGACGAGGCUCCGAUGUUCGAGACUCGCCCGUUGUAUGGCCCGGGUGCUCCUAACGUAGAAGCUCGCUUGCAAAAAUGGGCCGCUGCACGAGCCAUUGCACAGCGAAAACAAUCACGCACGAACGUUGCCACAAUGAAGAAAAAGCAAUGCCGAGCGGAUGGAGGACUUCUGGCCAGCUUGCAAGGGCGCAUCAACCGACGGCCAGGACGUACUGGGAUCGUUCAUUGUCAAGUGAACAAGCCUCUACGUUCAGAGAAGAUGUUGCUUUCCAGCUACGAAGAUGCUUUCAAGGGAUGGGAUGUUGCCAUGUCGAAAUCAAUCCCCGGCUAUGCCGACAACUACAAGAAGAGGCAUUGGUACAUAUCUCAAUGGGAUAAACCAAGUCCUAAGUGA